AGAGGGCGUUGGUGUUUCGUGUGGGAAGAGAAAGAAAGACGCGUCGUCUUUCACUUUGUCGAGGCAAGAAAAAAAAAACCGAGACGCGACGAAGAGGCGAUAGAGCGGCGAUAGAGAGGCGAGUCACGACCGGCCUUUUGGAAGGUACUGAUAUGGAGGAAGAACUCCGAGAUAUGAAAGCACACAAAGCGUACAUCAGCCAGGUUGAUUUCGUUGCAAAUGCGCAACAGGGCAUUCCCCAACUGUGCCCCUGUGGAUCAAUCAUGAAGAGGACCGUAGAUGAAGUUGAUACAUAUGACUACCUCCCCGGGAAAAGGUUCUUCAUUUGCAAAGACUUCGAGAAUGACGGUCUUCAUGUGUUUAGUACCCAAUCUCCGCAAGAGUCUACUGUGAAAGAAAGGAGAAAGUGGUCUGUGAAGGAGGAUUUAAUCGUCAUUGGGUCUUGGCUCAACACGAGCAAAGACUCAACUGUCAGUAACGAGCAGAAAGGUGCUGCUUUUUGGAAGAGAAUUGUGAGUAACUACAGCUCCAGUCCUCUUCUGCUCGGGACAGUGCCUAGAGAAAUAGGGCAAUGCAAGCAAAGAUGGGCUAGAAUCAAUGAUUUGGUCUGUAAGUUCUGUGGCUGCUACGACAUGGCACUGAGGGAGCAGAGAAGCGGGCAAAAUGAAAACGACGUCAUGAAGGCAGCCUUGGAUAUCUUCAACAGCGACCAGAACAUGAAGUUCACCUUAGAACACGCGUGGAGGGAGCUUAGGCAUGAUGUUAAGUGGUGCUCCACUUAUAUGGAGAAGGACAAUGAUAAGCGGAAGGCUCCUGAAGUGCAUGUGCCAGAGCCAGAAGAUAGACCAGUUGGUGUCAAGGCUGCUAAGGCCGCGGGUAAGAGGCAAAAAACUAGAAAAGAUGAGGAGUUCUCGCAGGUAGAAGGACUUAUGGAGAUGAAAAAGCAAAUCUCAAGGCAAAGUUUGUUGGAGAGGUUGCUUGCAAAGCCGGAGCCCCUCGAUGAGAUGGAAUCAGCUCUCAAAAAUAAACUGUUGUCUGAAUUGUUGUCAUGAGUGAUGGUGGAGUACAAGAGACGAGGUCACGGGUUGUCAAGAGUACAAGAGAAGAGGUCACGGGUUGUCUACUAGUUUCACGGAUUCAUGUAUGUUUUUCCUUGCGGAUGUGAACCAAGACAAGAGGUUCACGGGUGUUGUCUUUAUAUCUUCAAGUGUUGUCUUUAUAACUUAGUGUCUGUAUGUUUUUCCUUUCAUGUCUAAACUUGAACCAUCUAUGUAUCAAACUACUAUCAUGAAAUGCAGUUCCUCUUCUUCUUGUUGAUCGCAUCAAUUUGUCAAACACAAAAGACCAUAAAUUAACAAGCAUCAAUAUACAACAAGUUGACGCAACCAAGAAGCAACAAGCAAGUUAAUCCCAACCUGAUCGCAUCAAGUUGACGCAACCAAGAAGCAACAAGCAAGUAACAAGCAUCAAUAUACAACAAGUUAAUCCCUUAACUUAAACAUGUUUAAUUAGAAUUUUUUUUUUUAAAGUCCAAAACUCAAACACAAAAGUUUCAUUACUAAUUUAAUUUUUUUAAAGUCUAAACCUUAACUCACCAAGUUUCAUUACUAAUUUUUUUUUUUAAGUUUAAACUUUAACUCACCAAGUUUCAUUACUAAAUUUUUUUUUUAAAAAGUCUAAACCUUAACUCACCAAGUCGAUCGAAGAUUAGACGCGGCUUUGGAUGAGGCUUUCGAUGAAUAUUUUGAAGAUACCUACACCAACAUCGUAAAGAACCAAAAAAGGAAACAUAGGUGAAACCACAACACUUUCAUGUUUAACCAAUUUCACAGAAGGGGUAAUCCAGUUAUUUGGAGAUGAGUAUCUACGAAGGCCCAAUCCAGAGGAUCUUCAACGACUGCUCGAUAUUGGAGAGAUACGCGGGUUUCCUGGGAUGAUAGGCAGCAUCGACUGUAUGCAUUGGGAAUGGAAAAAUUGUCCAACCGCCUGGAAAGGACAAUACACCUGUGGAUCAGGAAAGCCAACAAUUGUCUUGGAGGCUGUAGCUUCACAAGAUCUUUGGAUAUGACACACUUUUUUUGGUCCUCCAGGUACAUUAAACGAUAUUAACGUCCUCGAUCGAUCUCCUGUUUUUGAUGACAUUUUGGAAGGUAGAGCUCCAAGGGUACAAUACCAGGUCAACGGACACCAUUAUGGUUUGCCUUACUACCUCACAGACGGUAUAUAUCCAAGAAGGUCAACAUUUAUCCAAUCUAUCUCAAACCCUCAAAGUCCACAAGAACAAUUAUUUGCUAGAGUACAAGAGUCAACCCGAAAAGACGUGGAGCGUGCUUUUGGAGUAUUGCAAGCUCGAUUUGCAAUAGUCAAAAACCCAGCUAUUUUGUGGGACAAGAGACAAAUCGGGAUGGUUAUGCGAACAUGUAUCAUACUGCACAAUAUGAUCGUAGAAAAUGAACGCAAUGGAUAUACUCAGUGUGAUAUAUCAGAGUUUGAAGAAGGCGAAUCGAGUAGAACUUCAGAGGUGGAUAUGUCAUAUGCUCGCAAGCCUUCAAAUUUGAUUUGAUUCAAAAUAUUUGGAACAAAUUUGGUAAUGAUGAAAAUGUUUAAUUGUUGUAUGUUUUUUUUUUGUGUUUCAAUAAAAAUAACAUUUUCAAAAUUUCUUGUUUAAAUUUUUUUUUUAAGGAUUCAAAAACAGAUAACACUAUUGGACCAACAUUUAUGAUUAGAGUCCUUAACUAUUCAAAAAAAAAAUAUAUAUAUUAAAUUAAUGCUAAGGACUCCAAUGGUGGGUAACAUUGAAUGUAAAGAGUUUCUAAGCUUUUACGAAAAUUGCAUCUGGGACAUUGAAUUUUCGAAGGCUCAUUGAGCCCAAGCACACAGUGUUUUGACAAUUAUAAGCCCAUACAAUAACUGAAUCAGAUGGACGUUAAAAUUUCCUUUGAAGUAUCAACUUGGAGUGACAUCCAUACCUUCCGCCUAUAUAGUCCAACAACACGAGAGAGAGAAAAUAGAAACUGAGAAGAAAUCAUUAGUAGCAGAUCAAAGGCAAGCUCCUCAUGGUUUUAUUUGGGUUUUGUGUAUUUUUUAAAAAGUCUCUUUUGAGUGUUUUCUUCACAAAUUUUCAAAUGGGUUCUGAGUAAUUCCUCAAAUAGUUGAAAUCUAUUCUAAUAUAUUUUUCUCCAUAGUUUUUUUUUUUUGAACUAUUAGAAUUCUCGGCUGUGCAUUUUUUUCCAUAGGUUUUGGAAAUGGUUUUGUGUAAAUUUUCAAGAAAAGAUUAGAGAGCUUUCGUAUAUUUUUGACAUAUUUUCUAGCAAAGAUUAAAUUUUUCAUAGUUUUCAAAAUGGGUUUUGACUUUUCAGUACUAUUUGCAAGGCAAGCUCAUCUUGGUCUACAAGAAGCGCUUCACGCUCCAUAGAUUUCAAAUGGGUUAGAGUAAUUUCUAAAAACGUUCAAAUCUUUUAGAAUGUUUUUUUCCCAUAGCUUAUGAAAAUGGGGUUUGUGUUAUAUUUUCAAGCUAAUAUUACAUAUGUUUGUUAGAUUCGAGUUUAACUAUGGGCUUCCAACUUAAAAACAAUUGGUGAUUAGUGGAUUGACCCUAACCCUUUAUAUAUUACUUAAUGUCCCUUAGAAUUCCCGAUGUAGGAUAUAUAUCCCUAAUACCCCUCCUCGAGAUGAUGGUUUUUAUCGGCCAGAAAUCUCAAAAUUUUAGGACAUUUAUACUCGGUCGAGAGAGUUUAACACAACUUUUAUACCCGGUCAGAAGGGUUAAUCACGACCUUUAUACCCGGUCAGAAGGGUUAAUUUUAAUUUUAUUCAGGAGUUUAGGGUAUUUAGGAUCUGGGCUCUGAUACCAUGUUAGAUUCGGGUUUAAUUAUAGGCUUCCAACUUAAAACCAAUUGGUGAUUAGUGGAUUGAUCCUAACCUUUUAUAUAUUACUUAAUGUCCCUUAGAAUUUCCGACGUAGGAUAUAUAUCCCUAAUAAUCUUCCAUGUAUUUUGAAUAGAUUUUCAAAAUGGGUAAGUAUAAUUUUUUUUUAAAGUCUAAAUCUUUUGGGUGCGUGCAUAUUUCACAGGCUCCUAGCUCGUUGAAUCAUGGUGCGCUUCUACCCUGCUACUCAUCUCCCCCAUUCUAGCGGUAUUAUAUAUCUUCUGAACCAAGCUCAAAUCUCUCUCUCAUAUAUUUUUUUUUCAAUAUUUACGUUAGUUAAUUAAUUCCCUUAUUUCUUUUCGAUGUUGAUUGGAGCAGAAGGAUUUUACGCUAUUAACAACCCAUUUCAGACAAACGGGCCAAAAUGGUUCAGCGAAAUCAAAUGGCUUGAUUUUGACAUGUACCUGAGGAUGGACUUGCCGGGGGUCGGAUCAGAUCCAGAUGUCGUUGAUAUUUCCGUUGACGACUCAAAGAAAGGUGUGACUAUCAAAGCCUUGGCGCCAUGUCUCAACAUAAAUGACUCCUUCCCCCGCAGCUACGAUACCUACAUCGGUCUCGGUUGCCAUUGCUGCGAGAUAUCUAGCGUCGACAAUCCUCAAGUAACCGACGGGGUUCUCAGGCUAAUCCUCUCCACGACCCCAAUCAAAGGCGACGACGGGGCUCCAGGCCCUCCCCAACAAGAAAUCCACAGCCUCCUUUUCCUUGGCACGGAUCCCUAUGACCCGGAGUCAACGGGAAAGAUACUGCAGCCACACCCAGGCUUGAGCGAAGGACCGGCUAGUGCUUAUGAGUACAAACAGCUCCUAGACGGCAGCGUAUACGUUCGUUUAGACAUGCCUGGCGUUUCCGACGUUGACAUCAAUGUGGACUUCGUGAAUUAUAGACUGAUUGUGGUUGGUGAUGCUCCUACCGUUAGCCACGACUCAGGUGGUCGGUCGUAAUCUGCUGUCGCGGCUCAGUUCGGCUAUAAUAUCUUUCCAAUUAACCCUCCUAGGGUGGAGCACAACGUCGAGAACGGUGUGGUGCGCCUCUUCAUCCAUCCAACUUGAUUUCAUUACGAAAACACGUUUGCGUUACGUAAUUAGAGCAUCAUUAACGGGGGUUCUUAGGACGGGGCUCUUAGCGGAAUAUAAGAACUCGACUCUUAAUUUUUAACUGAAAAUGCUAAGAGUCGGCUCUUAAAUAAGAGAUUUAAGAGCCGACUCUUAACUUUUUCAGUUAAAUGUUAAGAGUCGGGUUCUUAUAUUCUGUUAAGAAACCUGUACUAAGAACCCUGCGUUAAUGAUGGUCUUAGUUCCAUAUUCCGCAGAAGAUCUCGGGAUUAUGUCGUCUUUUAAUGUUUUCAUCAUUAUGUUCCAAAAUACGAAUAUAUAUCGUAUUUUUAACUAAUUAAUAAUAAAAGAUUCCACCAAUAAAAUACUGAUGUGUCACAGUAGCACAAUGGUGGAUUGUUUAAUGUUAUUACGUACACACUCACCAACAUAUCAAGGUAACCAAAAUCAGAAUUUGAAACUCAAAUGUCGUUGCUAAGCAUGUUGCUGAUUCAAAACUCGAAAGAAAGCAUAGAAGAUAAUUCAAUAAUACUUUUUUAUCUUAUGAAAUAUCCGAUAAUAAUGUACGUAAUUCAAAUCUUAUAUUUUGUUACUCUUGAAAGAUCAGACUUACUCAUCAAAAUUUCGAACUCAAACUCAAGUUUCGGGAUGAUGUACAGGAAGCUUAUUAAAGUACCAUAACAUAGCAAUUAAAGCAAUUUCACAUAUUUAUGGCAAUACUACAAUAUUCUUGUCGAUGAAUAGACUUUUUACUAUAUAUAGCAUCGGUCUGGCUGGCAACACAUGGAAAUCCAUUCAAGCGAUAAGACUAAGAAGAAGAUUGCUAGAAGAUGAUAAGGGAUCGAUCGAAGAAGGGAAUAUAUAAACAAUAUUCUUCUCCAAGAAGGCGAUCAUAUGAUACAAACGAAUCUUACCGAAAUAUUUUAUAUGCAGAUAUUACAGGAGUAGUCCUAAUAGUGAAAGGUAGUCCUAAUAGUGAAAGGGAAUUAACAUUAUUGUUUUUCUUUUCUACAAUUCACUUUUAGGCGCAUAAUUUUUCUUUGGACCAAAACUAUACUACAGAACUUAGGUUCACCCCCUAGGAUGAACCUUUAAAUUCACCCCAUCAUUUAUGACCAAUCAAAUUAACACAUAGAUUACUAAUUAAAAAAUAUUAAAUUAAAUAAAAAAUAGCUACAAAAAAUAAAAACGCUAAUUUUAACGAUGCUAACGCUUCCAUCUAAACGCUAAACCCUAAAUCUUAAAUUCUAAACCCCAUACACUAAAUUCUAAACUCAAAUCCAAACCCCUAAACCCAAACCCUAUACCCUAAACCCUAA
This is a messenger RNA of Brassica napus (rape), 6298 nucleotides long. RefSeq names its product glutathione S-transferase T3-like. Bases 153 to 1052 code for a protein of 299 amino acids. The transcript has 7 exons. The record is from RefSeq and is a predicted model, not a curated record. Lineage: Eukaryota; Viridiplantae; Streptophyta; Magnoliopsida; Brassicales; Brassicaceae.